Epinephelus moara (kelp grouper) is the source of this 2733-nucleotide messenger RNA. It is a transcript of the gene ptdss1b, whose product is annotated as phosphatidylserine synthase 1b. Gene Ontology annotation, molecular function: L-serine-phosphatidylethanolamine phosphatidyltransferase activity. NCBI's taxonomy places the organism in Eukaryota, Metazoa, Chordata, Actinopteri, Perciformes, Serranidae. The record is from RefSeq and is a predicted model, not a curated record. Bases 96 to 1496 code for a protein of 466 amino acids. The transcript is spliced from 13 exons. Gene Ontology annotation, biological process: phosphatidylserine biosynthetic process.
GCUUAAGUGGCUCUCUUCGCAUCGUCUUCUUGUCUCUGCUUUUACAACUUGUUGUUGUAGCCGUCAAAACAAAGAAAGCAGCCCACAGCAGCGACAUGGCAGCCACCCCAACACAUCGAAAGGACGAUGCCAACUAUAAGUUACAUUUCCGCAUGAUAAACGAGCAACAAGUGGACGAUAUCUGCCUUGAAUUCUUCUAUAAGCCACACACCAUCACACUCCUGACAGUCACUGUGCUCAGUCUCAUGUACUUUGCGUUUACCAGGGAUGAUGAGCACUCUGACAGCAACCUACGAGUUGGACUACUGGUGGUUAUCUCCUUCUUCCUGGUCAUCAGUGUCCUGGCCUUGCCUAAUGGACCUUUCACCAGGCCACACCCUGCAAUAUGGCGGAUGGUGUUUGGCCUCAGUGUUCUGUACUUCCUGUUCCUUGUCUUCAUCAUCUUCCUCAACUGGGACCAAGUAAAGAUGCUGAUGUACUGGCUGGACCCAAAUCUGCGCUAUGCCACACGGGAAGCUGAUAUCAUGGAAUAUGCUGUGAACUGUACAGUGAUAACAUGGGACCGGAUCGUGAGCCACUUUGACAUCUUUGCAUUCGGGCACUUUGCAGGCUGGGCCAUGAAGGCUGUGCUCAUCCGCAGCUACGGCCUCUGUUGGACCAUCAGCAUCACCUGGGAGCUGACUGAGCUAUUCUUCAUGCACCUGCUGCCAAACUUUGCAGAGUGCUGGUGGGAUCAGGUAAUACUGGACAUACUGUUGUGUAACGGAGGAGGCAUCUGGUUGGGUAUGACUGCCUGCCGGUUUUUGGAGAUGAGGACCUAUCGCUGGGCCAGCAUCAAGGAAAUCCACACCACCACAGGGAAGAUAAAGAGGGCCGUGCUCCAGUUCACCCCAGCCAGCUGGAUGUAUGUGCGCUGGUUUGACCCAAAGUCCUCCUUCCAGAGAGUAGCAGGCAUCUAUCUCUUUAUGAUCCUAUGGCAGCUGACAGAGUUGAACACAUUCUUCCUCAAGCACAUUUUCGUCUUCCAGGCUUCUCACCCUCUCAGCUGGUGUCGCAUCCUCCUCAUUGGAGUCAUCACUGCGCCCACUGUGCGACAAUAUUAUGCAUACCUGACAGACACCCAGUGUAAACGAGUUGGCACACAGUGCUGGGUGUUUGGGGCCAUCGCUUUCCUCGAGGCUCUUGUGUGUGUGAAAUUCGGUCAUGACUUGUUUUCCAAGACACAGAUUCUCUAUGUAAUGCUGUGGCUGCUGUGUCUGGCACUCAUCACACUCUUAUGUUUAUAUGGAAUGAUUUGGUAUGAUCAAAAUAAAAUGAAGAGCAAUCCUCUGCACAGUGAGGAGUGCGAUGACAGCAGUGUUGUCGACUCGUUUGGUUUUGUCCCAGAUGGCGAUGCAGCUCAGAGGGAUUCAUUGAGAAGUUUACAACCUACAAAACGAAGGAGAGCUCAUGGGAGGAACAGAUUUGUUAAUGGCCAUGGAGGAAAGAAACAGUAACAGCAACACUGGAUAUUCACAUUCUCUGUGAAAGGGUGAAGGAAAAAGACGAAACACACCAAUGAGCUGAAAGCCUUCUAGACUGGGGUGCUGAUUCUCCAGUACUAUUUAAUACGACAAGGACGAAAUUGGUCCUGUAUUUAAUGUGAGAUAUUUUUAAACAGACCCGAAUAACCAAGGAAUAUUCCCUGGAUUUUGAAAAAAGAAGAUGGCCUUAUCAUCACAAGCAUGCUCUCCUCAUCUUCGUCUUAUACCCAACAUUUUCUACCUUAAAUUAUUACUGAUUGGACGCUUUGCACUGUGGGACACUUUGAGUAUGUCCAGUCAGGUGUGUGCUAAACUGUUAUGCUUCACUUAGCUUUUUUGCACUUAACCUAUUUUUGACCGUUGUGUUUUGGAUAUCACUGUGUGCUUAAUUUAAUACGUUCACUGGAAAACUAAAGAUCACUGUUAUUUUUGUUUAUGCAUUUUCUAAGUUAUUAGAAUUGGUGAUGUAUAUUUGUUAACUUUGCCAAAAGUUACCACAUUUUGCAGUUAUCUAUAAUCCAGUAAAGUGCUGGUAUGUACAGCACUGUGUGUGAAAGAUGUUUCUGUAUACUUCAAACAAGAACAACCAAGUGUUAUUGGACCAACUGUAGCCUUUACACAUUACCCUGUUUGUUUUUUUUAGCACUUUGUGUGUGUGUGUGUGUGUGUGUGUGUGUGUGUGUGUGUGUGUGUGUGUGUGUGUGUGUGUGUGUGAGAUGAGAGAAAGGUGAUCAGUGUUUGAUACUUGGAGAAGACUGUGACGUUCAAUGCAACAGCACUGUGGUGACAUUCAAUAGCAGAGGAUAAUCACUUGUGUGAAAUGAUCCUUUUCACACACAUAUCUUUUUUAGUGAUCUCUAUUAAUAAAAUGUGACCCUUAUAUAACACACUAAGUGACCGCUUUGUAUACGCUGUUCUUAAUAUUAUUAAACCAUGAAUUAUAUUUCAUAUUUAGUGUUAGAGUGUGUCGUGUCUGCUAAUUGAAUUUGUAUUGAUGUAUUUUGAAAUGAACCUUUUUGUUUUAGCACCAGCUUGCCUCAGUGGUUCUGGUCCUCUGACCCUAAAAAGCGUUAAGUGAUAGACUUUACUGUAUUUAAUAUAAAAUGUUGUAAAAUGUGUUACUUGGAACUUCCAAUGGACUACUUGUGUUACUGAUUUAUAAUUUUAUACGGGUGAGUUUACUUGUUUUUUAAGUACAAAAUUAAAUGAU